This is a messenger RNA of Tachyglossus aculeatus (Australian echidna), 763 nucleotides long. It is a transcript of the gene EDA, whose product is annotated as ectodysplasin A. NCBI's taxonomy places the organism in Eukaryota, Metazoa, Chordata, Mammalia, Monotremata, Tachyglossidae. Gene Ontology annotation, molecular function: tumor necrosis factor receptor binding; death receptor agonist activity; death receptor binding. The transcript has 6 exons. The coding region runs from base 1 to 666 and encodes 221 amino acids. Gene Ontology annotation, cellular component: membrane. The record is from RefSeq and is a predicted model, not a curated record. Gene Ontology annotation, biological process: animal organ development; immune response.
AUGUCUCUGUGUCUCUCCAUUCACCUCCUGGAAAGAAGGCCGGCCCCCCCCGGGCCCAACGGACCCCCCGGCCCUCCCGGACCCCCCGGACCCCAGGGGCCCCCCGGGAUCCCCGGGAUUCCCGGGAUCCCGGGAACCACCGUCAUGGGGCCCCCCGGGCCCCCUGGCCCGCCCGGCCCGCAGGGACCCCCGGGGCUGCAGGGACCCUCAGGGGCCGCCGACAAGGCCGGAGCCCGAGAAGCCCAGCCGGCCGUGGUCCAUCUCCAGGGGCAAGGGGCCGCCAUUCAAGUCAAGAAUGGAGGCAUCCUCAACGACUGGGCCCGGGUCACCCUGAACCCCAAGGUGUUCAAACUGCACCCCCGAAGCGGGGAAUUGGAGGUGCUGGUCGAAGGUGCCUAUUUCAUCUAUAGUCAGGUGUACUACAUCAACUUCACGGACUUUGCCAGCUACGAGGUGGUGGUGGACGAGAAGCCGUUCCUCCAGUGCACCCGGAGCAUCGAGCCGGGCAAGACCAACUUCAACACGUGCUACACGGCGGGCGUGUGCCUGCUGCGGGCCCGCCAGAAGAUCGCCGUCAAGAUGGUGCACGCCGACAUCUCCAUCAACAUGAGCCGGCACACCACCUUCUUCGGCGCCGUCCGGCUGGGCGAAGCCCCCGCGGCCUAGGGGACCCGGGCUCGGACCCCCGUUGCCCAGCGGUCGGGGACCCGCGAGGCCCGGCCGGCCCUCGCCCGCCGAGGGGUCGACGACGGAGCCGGAGAGA